This is a messenger RNA of Aspergillus steynii IBT 23096, 558 nucleotides long. RefSeq lists its product as uncharacterized. The coding region runs from base 1 to 558 and encodes 185 amino acids. The record is from RefSeq and is a predicted model, not a curated record. The transcript has a single exon. Lineage: Eukaryota; Fungi; Ascomycota; Eurotiomycetes; Eurotiales; Aspergillaceae.
AUGCCUGUCCCUAUUCAGAUGAUUCAUAUCCACUAUCGUGGCAAAUUUCUCGACCUCCUCGAUUCGGACAACCACACGCCCCUCUACCGAGUCAAAGUCGGGACGCACUCGCCGCAAAUGCAAAUGUUCGGUGUCGACCACACGUGCACGUCAUCCAACGUUCUGAACUCAGAUGCCCUCCCUGUCUGCACGGCCGCCUUCAAGGCCGUCAGCCUGCAGGUCAAACUCAAAGUCCACGGGCAGGAGGUCAAGCUGGAGCGAGAAAGUCUCCUCACGAGGACCUACAACUUCUAUAGCUCCGUUGCCGGCGCGCAGCUGUCGUGGCAGAGUGAUGGAGCGCUGACCGGUGACUACCAGCUGAUCGCCCCUCACGGGGGUGUGGUUGCGCGCUUCCGAAACCGAUUGUUUUCCAACCGGGAGGUGGGCACGUUUGAGCUCGUGGGAGACCUGGAGGAUGGACUUCGCGACGAGGUGGUCAUUAGCGGGUUGGCGAUGCUGGCGAUGGUGCAGAGUCUGAAUCUGGCGGGCAUGGUCUUGGUGGGAGGAGGUGUAAACUGA